Molecule: messenger RNA, 2766 nt
Organism: Auanema sp. JU1783
Lineage: Eukaryota; Metazoa; Nematoda; Chromadorea; Rhabditida; Rhabditidae
Source: the annotation of a GenBank genome assembly
AUGGAGGGUGUAGUCUUCCAACGUGCCGAGGGAAUCCUACAUAAACUGAUUCUAUUUCAACGGGAAGGAAAAUGUAUAAAAAGUAUAUUAGAUGUUCUCUAUUAUCUUCUCGAAGAAGGUCUCCCGAUGACUACACAAGAGGAAUGGGAGGCUGUUCGUACUGCUGUACUUGUAACACUUAGAAUUGUUGCUUAUGAUGCUGUCUCGAAAUCGAAGUGGGGCGAACACGGUUCAAAAAUAUUUCAAAUAAUAGGAGUAGUUUGUGAGAGAACGGAAAAUACGAAAUGUUCUCUCAAAUGGGGAGAGCACAUAAAGCCUUUGCUAUCCUGUUUACUAUCAGUCACUCCAAAAGAAAACUCAGAUGUAGAUCUGUUCUCGACAGGUCUGCUAAGGCUAAUGAUUAUGGUGAGUCGUAUGCGGCUUUGCUGGGAAGAGAUAGGAAAGCCCGAAGGUUUACCCAUCUUUGGGGCACUCGUAUAUGCUUGUAUUGAAAUAGCUGCAGACAAAAGCAACAACUGUGACUCCAGGAUGAACUGCCUCAAGAUUAUUCGUUUAUUGGUAUCCGAUGAUGAGUACCUGCAUCUCCAAGGUUGUUCUACCGUUAUUCCUGGCUUGCUGGCUAAGCUCAUAGAAGUAUCGACAAACCCAACGGAAAAUAUAAAAAUUGUUGAGGAGUCUAUCGAUGUGAUUACUGAAUAUAUUCUUUACGGCUUCAAUGAUCAAGUCGUUGGCAUCACAGAGUUCCCCGAAUCUUCAGUGCUUGAAAAGAAAAAGUUGAACAUACAGAGAUCGGAAGAGUGGAUGAAUAUUGCCCGUUCUAAGCUACAAUCAUCCGUGAGCCUAUUGAUCUCACGUAGUUGUUCACACAGAGAUGCUAUCAUUCGAGAAAAGAUUUUCAAUAGUACCUACACAAUUCAUAAUAAGUGUGGAGUUUUUUUCCGGGAAACACUUGACAACUCUCUAUUUGAUCUUGUUCUUUUGUUGUGCCGGGAUCCAUUUGACAGGAUAGCGGAAAAUGUUCAUAUUCACUUGGAAACAAUCAAAAAGGAAAAAUCUAGUCGGUUCUCCAGGUAUAUGUAUGAGAAAACGGUAUCAAUCAGUGAAAAGCUCCCUAAUGCCAUACGUCAAUCGUCACAAACAACCACUUCUUUCGCUCAAAUGAGUUCUCUGAUAACAUGCUUGGGAUCCGAGUUGGGAAUUUUGUUGUCUUCUCGAAAUCCGUCUUCUGUACAAUUGAUCAGAUCAUUGGCUUCUACGAUCCGAGUGGACACGAAAAGACUUAGUGUUUCAAGGAAUUUCAAGACAUUACCAAUCAAAGAGAUCAUUCUCUCAUUGCCUCUGCAGUUUGGCGUAGGAAUGGACGACAUUGCUUCUAUUUGCAAAGAGAUUUCCGCUGUUGCUUGUGAUGAGGCAUUGGAUGCUUUACUAACAGAAAUCGCAAAUUGUGAUUUAAGUGAUAAAAUAGCGUUCUCCAUCAUCUCUUUACUGAUUCUGGAGACUCAGUUCGUGAAAGAUAGAAUUAGCCCAGACACAGUUUCACUCUGCGUUGAGCAUUUCUUAGUGGAAGUUGACGGAAUCAGGAUCCCACAGUAUAUCAGAGACGACAAAGUAGAAGAUGCUACUGAAACACCUCCAAAAGAAACAGUUUUAUCCAUUACAUCACUUUGUGUUUUAGCAUCUUGUUCUAAGCAUCUGUUCGAAGGCUCAACCUCGAAAAAGUUACUAAUCAAUGGGCUUUACAAGUUGCUGCAACUAACGUAUCAUCCAAAUUGGUUGAUAAAAGAUUCCGCUGAAUCUUGUCUCAAUGUACUAGCUGAGCAUUCUGAGAAACAAGUAUCUGAUUACAUGCUAACUAAUGCCGUGUACAUUGUGAACAGAAUAACUCUAGCAAUGCGUUCAUCGUUCUACGCCAAUCAUUAUGUUGAAGCUCCCUUAGCUUUAGCGGCUUUCUUAGAUGUUGUGAAUGAUUCAAAGAUGUUUGAACAUGUUCAAUUUGUGACUAAAAGCAUGUUGAAUGGUUUAGAAUCUUUUUAUCAGCAAUGGACUUUAGGUGUCCUUCGAGCCCUCCGAUCAUACAUGAAAGCCAUGAAUCGUUGGUUUCCCGAUUUGGAAGAAGAAAUAGUGUUCGAAGAACCUCCUGAGCCUAAGAGUAUUCCGGAAGAUGACAUAAACGAUUAUCAUCCAGUAGAAGUGGAACGCUUGCCGCUUCCACCUGCCGCAUGUUCUGUUGAAUCCGUUCUGAAAAUGACAAAACACUUGUUGUCUUCACCUCAUAUACCAGUUCAGAUUGUGGUCACAGAAAUACUCAGAGAAGGACUUCAUUUUCUGAGAAAUUUUGAGAACACUCUCCUUCCUAUGGUCCACCAAAACUGGGUGACAUUGAUCAGACGUUUUGAUAAGGAAGAGUUUGACGUAUGGCGAGUUUCCAUCUUGGUGAUACAUGAAAUGGCCAUUGUUUCUAACACCUUCGUUUCUCAACGAAUCAUAAGGGAAUUAUGGCCUCAGUUGAACAAAUGGCUCGUAAAGGAAGCUAAAACCAAAAGCUUCUUUGUGUACUCUUCUCGAUUCAAGCUGCUGGAAACAAUAUUGAAAACGUUGCCCGAUAUUUUCAUUCGUAUUGACAUUGGCAAAGAGGAUUGGGAGUCCGCCCGUCCAACAAUCGAAAAUUUCACUGAAGCUCAUGUACAUCCCCAUAUCAGAUCUCUCGCUGUCCAAUUCCUGGACACUCAGAACAGCUCGAUGAGAGUUAAUAAUACCGGUUCCUAA